Messenger RNA from Leptopilina boulardi, 1900 nucleotides. RefSeq lists its product as uncharacterized. The coding region runs from base 162 to 1853 and encodes 563 amino acids. The transcript has 2 exons. NCBI's taxonomy places the organism in Eukaryota, Metazoa, Arthropoda, Insecta, Hymenoptera, Figitidae. The record is from RefSeq and is a predicted model, not a curated record.
GAAAUUUUUACUAGAAGCAGAGUGCAGACGCCAGACGUCAGAAUUGGCAAGUGUUGUAACUUUAAUUAUUGUUUUGUUUUUGGUCGUUUUGGUUGUUGUUGAUGUUUAUUUUUAUCAUAUACUACUGUUUUUGAUAAAGAAAAAAAAUAUAAGCUCUCAUUAUGAAUUAUUCAAAAGGAGCGAGAUUCUUUCCAAAUGAGUGUCACAUUUGUAAGACAAGAAAGGAAUUAAAAAGAUGUGAAUGCAAUAUGAUUGCAUAUUGCGGAGAGGAUCAUCGAUUACAAAAUUUACCAGUUCAUGAAAGUUUCUGCAAAGCAGUUAGGGAAUUGUUAAAAGAAAGAAGAUUAUCGCAUGUUUAUGAAGAGACUUUUCCUCUAUUUGGAAGUGAUUGGAUUAAGAAAACAGAUGAAAUUAGUGGAGAAAUAAUAAAGAAAUUAGGAAGAUGUAUGAGUCCAUUAGAAAUAACAAUGCGAAAACGUCCGCGUGUUUGUUUUGUUUGUCGAGAAUUUAAACAAGAAGAAUUAAAUAAUUGUCCUGGUUGUCCAGUAGCGACAUUUUGUAAACUUCAUCCCAAUAAUGAAAUUCAUAGUGAGAAUUGUGCAGUGAUGACCAAAUAUUUAAAUCUAUUAACAACAGCGGACGAAUUAAAUAUUGAUUUACAAUUUUUGUCAUCAAAUUUUCCAUAUAUUACAGAAGAAAAGAAAAUUGGAAUUAUAGAUCGGCUUUCAUAUACAUUUAAAUUAAGUGAUACUGAUACAAGUAGUUUACAAUCGAGAUUAUUGAAACUUAAUCUAUUUGAUUUUAUUGACAGUGCAUCAAAACUUCAUAUUGCUUUGCAAAAAAUUUACAAAACAAUUCCUUUAGAAAUAAUAAUUCAUCUUGAUGCACAACAAUCUAAACAUGCGAUUGUAAAGGAAAAUUAUUGGGAAUUUCUAUUGCAUCUAAAUCCAGAUAUAAAAAUAUUAAAAAUUGUCAUCACUGGAAGUGAAAAUAUGUUCAAUUUAGAAACUUCUCUUUGUGAAAAAUGUCGUUUCAUGGAGAAAAAUUUAUCUAUUGAAAUUCAUUCGACGCCCUAUGAACAUUACAUGCUACAAGAAGAUUAUCAAAAACCAAAUUUUUUAUUUUAUUGCCGAACUGAUGAUGAAAAAAAUUCUGCAAGAACUAAUAGAUGGAAUCAAAUUAAUUGUCCCAUUGUUUUGCCAAUUGUUUCGGAAUUAAAUUUCCAUGAAACAAAAAGUAUUCUUGUAUUUUCAACAGCAAAUAAAUUUAAAAUUAUUUAUGGUGGACAAAUUUUUUUACCUUUCAGUGAUAAGACUUUACCUGGAAAUGACGAUUAUAUUAUGAUAUUCAAAGCGAAAGGAAUUACAAAUAAACGAACGAAAUAUCGUCGUGAUAAUACCAACAUGGAAGGAAUAAUUAGUAAAAGAAUGAAACUUACGGAAGAAAUGAAUCCAGAAGAAGUGAAAUCUCUUUCAUCAUCAUCAUCCUCUUCUUCAUCAAACUCUGAUGAUAAUUGUUCUAAUGAAAUUGACGAACAAAAUAAAAACUUAGAACCAUCUUCAAAAUUUCGCGUCAAUGAUUCAAAUUGUCAAAUUAAUUUAUCUCAGACAUAUUUAAUGAAACAUGUUACAUAUCUUCAACAUGAAAAUGAUGGAUUACGACAACAAUUAAAUUCAUCUGUUCAAGAAUUAACAAAACAACAGGAAAAAAUUCUUGAACUUGAAAAAAUUUGUUUUCAUUUAAAUGAAAAGAAUAAAAUAAUUAGAAAUAUAUCACGUGAUAUUGUUAGUAUUAUAGAUAUUGAUGAUGAAGAUCUUGGUUCAUUGCUCGAAAAGAAAAACUUUGGUUUUUAAUUAAUUAAUUAAUAUUAGCUAAUGACAUUUCAGUUGAAAAAUUGUCG